Symbiodinium necroappetens is the source of this 867-nucleotide messenger RNA. The record is from the annotation of a GenBank genome assembly. Lineage: Eukaryota; Dinophyceae; Suessiales; Symbiodiniaceae.
GCCGGAGCCGGAUGCGGAGCUUUGGACAUGGACUUUCAGCAGUACCAGGCUAUUUACGCUCAGUGGGAACAAGGCCAAGUAACGUUGCAGGAGGUGCAGCAGCAAUAUGGCUUGGAAAGGGCUGAGCUCCUUCAGGCUCAGCGGGCAGUGGUCAUGGAUGAGAGAGAUCCGCCCAUGUGUGAGGCGCUUUCAGACAAUGGUGUGGGCCAGGAGACUGCGCCCGACUCCACGUGCAAUGAAGUGAUCCCUGGUCUCGGAGCUGUGGGGCGACCUCGUCUUCGAUUUGGCUUCUUUGAGAGCAUCUAUGGACAGUGGCGACAGCAACACAGAAGUAGUGUGGAGAUCGCGGAGGCCUAUGGCCCCUUGUGGGUGCGUCUCUUUCGCCAAUGGAAGCUGUGGGGCCUUGAAGGGAUAUGGGUACAUCUGCCGUCAAUCUUAGACAUGGAGCCGAAUCCGUGCCCGACAACCACACGUCCGCUAAUUGGUGUUGGAGAUUGGGAGGAUCGUUUUCUCAAAGUUCCUGAGGCUGCAAUGUGGACGCUCUACUCGCGGUGGGUGUCAAGGGAGAUUGAGGAUUCGGUCCUGGCCUUGGAGUAUGGUGAAGAGUGGCUUCGAGCCUUCCACGUGAUCUACCAGGAUGGGAUUGAGGCGGCCAGGACUAUGCUCGAUGAUGUUGUGUUGUGGUCUGCGCAACAUGUGGGCUCCAGCUCGCAAGUCUUUGGUCAGUCUGGUAUGGCGGGGACUGGACAUGGCCAGAUUGGGGUGCCGGACGGCGUGAUACUGAUGAACGAGCUUUCGAGUACACCCCAGGAGUCACGAGGUGAUGAUGGUUCUGUGCAAGAUGAAGUGACGGGCUACAAGGGUUAG